Molecule: messenger RNA, 5208 nt
Organism: Homarus americanus (American lobster)
Lineage: Eukaryota; Metazoa; Arthropoda; Malacostraca; Decapoda; Nephropidae
Product: E3 ubiquitin-protein ligase UHRF1-like
Exons: 13
Coding region: 149-2470 (773 amino acids)
Biological process (GO): protein ubiquitination; negative regulation of gene expression via chromosomal CpG island methylation
Molecular function (GO): protein binding; ubiquitin protein ligase activity
Source: RefSeq, a predicted model, not a curated record
UUCCCGCCAAGUUUAGAGGCGCCUUACAGUACGCAGCGCCCCACAGAGAGAGGCCAGGCAGGCGGUGCUGUAUUAGAUGGCAUUUGUUCUUUGUGUUGUCUGACAGCUUGUUUUAUUUGGCCACAGUGAAUAUUAAGAAUAAGACAAGAUGUAUGUCAAGGUGCGAACAAUGGAUGGCAGCCAGACUGCUGUGGUGACCAUAUCAAAGCUGACGAGUGUCAAGGACUUUCGCUUCAUGGUGGAGGAGAAGCUGGGGAUAGGAGUUGACAGACAACGAUUGUUUUACCGCGGCAAACAGAUGGAAGAUGGCUACAGCAUGUUUGACUACAACAUCAACAUUAAUAAUGUAAUUCAGCUGAUGGUGAAGCCAGUGUUGACAGAAACAAACUCAAACACUAGUAAUAAGCCUUCUAGUGUGAAGAAAGACUCUAGUGCUGCUGUAGAUAAAGAAAACUUAGAGAGUAACAAUAAUAAAGAGAAUAAGGCAGCAACCACAAGGCAAGAGAGUGAAUACUAUAGAGUUGGAGACCUGGUUGAUGCAAAGUUCCUCUAUGAUGGAACAUGGUGGGAGGGAAGAAUUGUUAAGAUAACAGAUAAACAGAAAGUCAAACAACCUUCUGCUGAAGAUGAUGGCUUCCUUUACCAUGUUGUUUUUGAGGGGUAUGAUGAAGACUCUCCUUCGGAAAUGUUACUAAAACAUAUCCGGCCCCGUGCUCAUAUGAAAAUUGAAUUUGAAGAUGUCAAUCCUGGUGAUGUGGUCAUGGUUAACUAUAAUAUGGAAGAUCCUGAGGAAAGGGGACACUGGUUUGACUGUAAAGUAAACAGAAUCAUAAAUACAAGAACCCAGAAAGAAUUGGUUGCUACAGUUUACUGUGGAGCUGAAUCUACUCCUUUAGAAAACUGUCACAUACAUCUUGUGAAUGAACUUUUUGCUGUGGAGAAGAACAUAAGAUUGGACAAACGCACUGAGGAAAUUGAUAGGCUUGUCACAGAAGGUUCGCCCUCAAAAAGAAAAAGUGCUCCCAGCUGCUCAUCUUGUAAGGAUAUUCCCAAAAGCAAGUGUAAGGAGUGUGGCUGCAAUGAGUGUGGUGGGAAGGAGAACCCGGAGAAGCAGCUCAUGUGUGAUGAAUGUGACAUGCCUUUUCACAUUUAUUGUCUCACACCACCAAUGGAAAGCAUACCUGAUGUAGAUGAAUGGUUCUGUCCACUGUGUAAGAAUGAUGACAGUGAGAUUGUUAAGGCUGGUGAGAAGUUGAAGGAGAGUAAGAAGAAAGCAAAAAUGGCGUCUUCUAAGAGCAACACGUCACGUGACUGGGGAAAAGGUUUUGCGUGUGCAGGAAGGCAGAAAGUGUGCACCCUCGUUCCACAAAAUCAUUUUGGCCCUGUGCCUGGUGUUGAAGUGGGUACUUUGUGGAAAUUUAGACUACAGGUUUCAGAAGCUGGUAUACAUCGCCCACAUGUUGCUGGCAUCCACGGACGUGAACAUGAAGGUGCAUACAGCAUAGUGCUAUCUGGUGGCUACGAGGAUGAUGAAGAUAAUGGGGACUCCUUCACAUACACUGGCUCAGGGGGUAGGGACCUCUCUGGCAACAAGAGAACAGCUGAACAGUCAUGUGACCAGCAACUGACUAGGAUGAACAGAGCUCUUGCAUUAAACUGCAAUACUCCAGUAAAUAAGAAUGGAGCAGAAGCUACAGACUGGAAGGGGGGCAAACCUGUGCGUGUGGUCAGAAAUGCCAAGGGCCGAAAACAUUCAAAAUAUGCACCAGAGGAAGGGAACAGGUAUGAUGGCAUUUACAAAAUAGUUAAGUAUUGGCAAGACACUGGCAAGAGUGGCUUCAAAGUGUGGAGGUACCUAUUACGUCGUGAUGACCCCAUGCCUGCUCCAUGGACAAAGGAAGGCACAAAGAGAAUACAUGAACUAGAAUUAGAAAUGCAGUACCCUGAUGGUUACCUAGAAGCACAGAAGGAGAAAGAAGAAAAAGCCAAUAAGGAAGACAGUGGGUCAGAUGAUGAAGGUGAUGGUAAAAAAAAGAAAAAUAAAACCAACAAGAGGAAAAAUAGCCUUGAUUUACACACACAGGAAAAUGGCCAUUCUGAAUCCAAGAAAAGGAAAAGUACUGGUUAUGUUCUUGAAAGGGAUAUUAAACUCUUGAUAGGAGAGGAUAAAGGGAACACAAAACUCUGGGAAGAAUGUAAACCCCUGCUAGAAAAAGGACGAUCUCAAUUCCUGAGUGGUGUAGAAGGGAGGUUCUUGUGUGUUUGCUGUCAGGAGCUGGUGAUAAAGCCAGUCACCACAAUGUGUAACCACAAUGUAUGCCAGACUUGCUUACAACGUUCCUUUAAGGCUGAAGUGUUCACCUGUCCAGCCUGUAGGUAUGACUUGGGGAAAGGUUACAAGAUGGACAUAAAUAAGUCCCUGAGUAAUUGCCUUAUAAAACUUUUCCCAGGGUACGAUGUAGCACGCUAAGGCCCCUUCCAGCCCCUAGGUUUAGUGAAGUAAUAAUGGUGUGAUCCUACAGAUGUUUAUCCCCUCUGUAGUGACUGAUUGUCCCACCCAUGACAAAUGUUCAUUAUUUGGUAACUGAAAAUUUAAAGUUAAAUAUCUUCAUUGCUUUGUACACAUACUCUCUCUCUUCAGUUUAGUACCAAAAGCUGUUUAGUUAUGCAAAAUAAGGAUGUACCAUUCUCUAUAUGCAAUCAUUAUUGAUUCACGGAAUUUAUAUUUUUAGAAAAUUUGAAGAUUUUUUAUUUAUUUUUUAUUUUUCCCAGGUUAUAUGAGUUGUGUUAUAGUUGUUGAAAGCCUUAUUUUUUAUUUUUAACUCCAAUGAGCUAUGUAAUGAAACUUACACCUAAGUUUUUCACUUUAAUCACACUAGUUUAGCUUUAUGUACCUCUAAGCCUGUAUAUCCCGUGUUUAUCUGCAUCUUUGAUCUUACUCGACACGAUAGCCAGCUUGUUGGUGGCUUUACGAUAUACAUGUUCAGAGCUGUUGUAGAUAUAGGUUAGCUGCUCCAUAACAAUGUGCUGUAAUUGAUUAGCUAAUCAUUGAAAGCUUAGAACAUUAUCUUUACCUUUUCCUCUUUUUAAAAGAUUCGUUUAUGUUAUUUCCACAUUUAAAAAUAACACUGGUCAGGUACACAGUUAGGGGAAAGCAUAUACAGUUUGAAAUUUAGCCUUUUGAUAUUGUCAUAAAGGCCAGUGCAGGGGUAAUUGGCACUGUAGAUGAACCAAGACAAAGACACACACACACAUCAUAGUUUUAUGGCCAUUUUUCUAACUUGCAAGGGUUAGCUGUGAUUACCUGAUGGCAGCUGUUGAGUAAAACCAAAAUGGCAUAUCUACCCCAUCCACUCACCAACACAAACUCAGGGCACCAGCCUAGAAAAUAUUGCAGAGACCAGGGGAUGGGCACAAAAGAGGGUCGUAUCUGUGAGGUAAUCAAAGACUACCCACCUACCCAACACUUCUAAUAUAAUGGGAUUAAACAUUGAAUGUACUGCAUAUUUUAACGAAUUAAAUUGUUUUAAGUAGUCAAGAAUAUUAAUUUUACUUGGUUCACAAUGCAGUACCGUAAAUAUAAUAAAAAAAGAUAGAUACAUAUACCUCGCAAACAAAUAGAGCAUUUUCCCACAAAUUCCUACUUACUCUGAAAUAACUUUACAUUCCCAACCCCUCUAUAGUCUUACAUCCCCAGGUGGCCAUACCCCUAAACAACCUUUCAACACAAGUGUCAUAAACACCACAAGGCACACACUCCAAACCAAACAUUACCAUACACAUUCUCCCUCCCCACACAUACACACACUUGCUCCCCCUAUACAUAUCCUUGCACUCUUCCCUUGAGGUGCAUAAGGGCCCUAUGCUCUCCUGCAAUAUAACAACUAUCAUUCCCCAAAACCCAUAUGCAUUCCACCUUUAUACAUUCACAGACUUCAAUAACACUCCAAUAACUUUUACGCACCUGAAUCCUGGGUUCCUUACACACAUUCCUACACCGGGUCAUGCCUAAGAUCAUCUAGUGGGAGCACCGACCCUGACUGUCUUGUGCAGAAGCUUUUAUGACACUUAAAGGAAGUCUCAUAGAACACUAGCUGCAAGACUGAAAAUGUAUGCCAAAGAUUUUAUAUAUAUAUUGGACUAGAUAAAAUAAAUGAAAAACUUGCUAUUAUCCGAGGUAAAAGCAAAUGUACUAGAACAGCAAGGUGACCGUGAUAAAAUAGGAGUAGUAAGUGUCAGGAGAAGGGAGCAAGACCCCUCCCCCCCUAUUUUUUAAGUGCAGUAGAUGUAAGAAUAGUGCCACAAUUAGUUAGUAACACAUCAUAAAACUAUAAAUAUAAAAUACAGUAGUUUUAGGCUGUAGGAAAAAUUAUGGAAAUGUUGAUGAGGUCCAUAUAGAUUUUUGUUUAAGAAGGAAUGAGAUAUCUCAAACUUGCUGAUUUUCUCUUCUGGUAGUACAGUACUGUACAGUAGUAUUACCAAUGUGCUUGAGACCAGUAAGUCUAUUGACAAACAAAACCGCAGUUGUACUUCAUUUACACUAACAUUUAUCCCUUAUUUGAACUAAUGUAAUCAAUGAAAAUCCAAUUUUAGAUUCAUCACAAUUGCCAAGAAGAAAUUGUUUUCUAGGGUAAUGGAUACGUGUUGUGGAAAUUAGGCCCAACUUUAAAGAAAUUUUUUUAGUUAAGUUUUAAUGUCAAUUUCCAUCUUUUAGUUUGGGUGUCAUUUCUGCAGUUAUUACUCAUGUUAUGAGCGAUAUUUCUAAUAACUGUGCUGUAAAGUUUCACAUUACAAAGGAGAAUUUCAGUGAUCCCAUUGGCGAGUGUUAUGAAUAUAUUUUUAAUGUAAUUAAAAAUAUAAAUACUGCAUUUGAUGUCAUGCCUCUAUGCAUGCCAUCUUAAACACUCAUACACUUACAAGGGUUUCAAAUAGUUGGACCUCUCAAGUUCAGAGUGGAGAAAAUCCACUUAAUUUUGUCAAUGCUUUUACACCUUGUUCUUAAUCUAAGUGUAACAUGUAAUCAAUGGUGAGGGAUUUUUACCAAGACUCAACCCAAGUUUAGUUGAGUUUGAUUUGGAUGUGAUACUCUGCCAACCCCCAACCCCCAUCCUGAGAUAAGGCCUGUUUUUUGUUUGUGUUUGGAAAUGUUAAAUGUCUAUAUUUGUUCAUUAUUGUAUUAUCAUAGAAAUAAAAGUUAUUUCCAAUGUG